Molecule: messenger RNA, 1926 nt
Organism: Symbiodinium pilosum
Lineage: Eukaryota; Dinophyceae; Suessiales; Symbiodiniaceae
Source: the annotation of a GenBank genome assembly
AUGCCACGGAGCCGCAGAGGCAGAAAGUGUGCCUCACCUCGCGUGUCCAUAGCAUCCCAGAGGGGAGCUGAUGCCUUCAAGCAUGCGUGUUUUCGGUUAGGGAGGCAGCCCACCUGCGAUGUGCUCGCAGAUUUGCGUGACAAUGGCGCUCUGGUACUGGAUGUGCAGCUCUGCCGGGAUCUGGAGCCAUUUCUCAUCUUCCUCCGGGAGGCCCCGUUGGGCAUCUACCAGGUGGUGAUCUAUGAUGGCUUCUGGUUCUUCGGACAGGAUGACCACUACCGAGUCAAGCUUCAAGCGGCUGCUCAGAGAAUGCCGGAAGGGAUACUCAAAGAUCAGGUCCAGCUGUGGCGCCUGAUGCGGGCGCUUGCUGCCUUUUGCUCCUUGCGAGGCCGCAGUCUUGCAGUGCUGGAGCUCACAGGCCUUCCGCUGGGCCGCUCAGCCCAUCACAACGUCACCGUGCCACUGUGCCGCUGCCUAGCGGCUGCGCCGGCACUGCAGAGACUGCACCUAGCAGGUUGCAGCUUGCAAGACCGCGGGUUGGCACAACUCCUGCCAUACCUUGGCACGGGCCUCCCGAAGCUGUCGCACCUCUCCUUGGCGCAGAAUCGCCUUCGAGACAUUCGGCUGCUGGCUCGACUUCUACAUGUCCGAGCACAAGCGCAGCAAAAGCAGCAGGUGGUCCCUCUCAGCGUGCUCGACCUUUCAGGGAAUCCCUUCCUGGGUGCGGUUCGCUGUCCACAGGAAUCUCCCAGACUUUGGCAUCGACGGGACCUUUGCGCGCCUUUGAGCAGGGAGAACUUGCUCCGCAUCCUAUGCCAAGCCCUGCGGUCGGGUCUGCUCAUCAAGACGAUACGCUUAAGGUAUAUGGGCCUCAGGCGAGAUGACUUGAGGCCGCUGCUGCAGAUGCUGCGAAGAGAGCUGGCGCAUGAACAUGAUGGCUACAGCUGCCGGUUCCCACUGGCUGAACUGAGUUUAGAAGGGAACGAGCUCGAUGAGCAGUUCCCGGCUGCCAUCUCGAAUGCGCUGAGGGAGCUGUCUCCUCCGGUAGCCCUGCGCUGGCCGUAUCCAGACCAAGCCGUGCCUGGCAAAGGCCGAGGCUCUCAGCCAGUCGAACAGCUGCCGGAACCCCGAAGUUUUGAGCUUCGAAAAUCCGAGUCGCUUCCGGACUUGGUGAGUGCCGGGAGCUCUGACAUGCCAGAGCGAGACGCGCUAAGUGAGGGUGACAUUGAUGACAAUGACGGGUUCAGCAGCUUGAACCUCCGAUCCCGCAGGGAAACAGUCCAGCAAUUCCAGGAAGAGCUUAAGAUUUUGUCCGCCAUGCUGGAAGCGAGGGGAAUUCGAGGUUCUGGCCGAGCACCAAACUUGCACAGCGCAGGGCAGCAAAGUGGGCAUGCGCAAAGCGCAUGCGAAGGCAGUGCACAACAGGUUCUGCAGAUGCAAGCGAGAGGCUUCGGGCCAAUACGGCAAACGCUGGCAGAAAACAUCUCAAGUCACAGUGGUGACGAGGGUAUUGCGGUGGGGACCAUUCCGGACAUGGGGCUUGCAUGUGGUUUUGGGCCUCCUGUGCCUCCUGGAACAUAUUCGUACACAGAAUCCACCGAAGGCUCAGAAAUCCCGGGAGAGUCCAUCCCACCUGAGUCUGAUGGGCCGCCGCAACAACCAUCUAGUGACCCUCAAAGACAUGCAAAAAUGCAGGUCCUUCGGAGCGUGAUCUCAGAGGGACAGAAUACUGAUAUACCGAUGGAUCAGAUGAUGCGUUUUGCACUGGACCUUGUGAGCUCCGACACAAGCCUGAAUGCUCUCGCGGAGCUGCCAGGGCGGCUGGAGAUGGAGGGCGAGCGCUCGUCCAGUCAGUUAUUUCCGGGGCCUGACGAAAGGAGCUCCCACUCCGAAGGUGACAGGCCACGACGCUCCCAUUCUGUGUGA